This is a messenger RNA of Vicia villosa (hairy vetch), 1890 nucleotides long. RefSeq lists its product as uncharacterized. The record is from RefSeq and is a predicted model, not a curated record. The transcript is spliced from 2 exons. Lineage: Eukaryota; Viridiplantae; Streptophyta; Magnoliopsida; Fabales; Fabaceae. The coding region runs from base 77 to 1609 and encodes 510 amino acids.
UAUUCGCUUAUAAAUAGGCUAUCUCACUUCCACUUCAAAUGCAUCUUUCACAUUUACUAUAACAUAAGAGAAAGCAAUGACACACAAAGUUGUUAUGUCUCUCCUUCCUUUUGUUUUGCUCUUGUUGAUUAAUGGCCAAAUAAGUUUUGCUAGAUAUAUAAAACUUGAAGAAAAAGAAGUUGAUCAACCUUACCUUGAUGGCUGGCUCAAAAAUCCAUUGAAGAACCAAAAACUCAUUUCUAACUCCAACCAAGUAUAUCUUGAUGGAUGGUUGAAAGAUACCAGAUCUGAGGGAGCAAAAUCCACCUCUGAAUCCAACCAAGUAUACCUUGAUGGAUGGUUGAAAGAUACUCGAGCCGAAAAAACAAAAUCUAAUGCUGGCUCUAACCAAGUUUAUCUUGAUGGAUGGUUGAAAGAUACUAGAGCAGUGAAAGAAAAAUCCGCCCAUAACACCAACAAAGUUUACCUUGAUGGAUGGUUGAAAGAUACCCGAGCAGAGAAAGAAAAAACCACCUCUGACUCUAACCAAGUUUACCUUGAUGGAUGGUUGAAAGAUACCAGAACAGAGAAACCAAAGUCCACAUCUGAAUCCAACCAAAUUUACCUUGAUGGAUGGUUGAAAGAUACUCGAGCUGAAAAAGCAAAAUCUACGGCUGGCUCCAACCAAGUUUAUCUUGAUGGAUGGUUGAAAGAUAUUAGAGCAGAGAAAGAAAAGUCUGCCCAUAACUCUAACCAAGUUUACCUUGAUGGAUGGUUGAAAGAUACCCGAGCUGAGAAAGAAAAAUCCAACGCUGGCUCUAACCAAAUUUACCUUGACGGAUGGCUGAAAGAUACCAGAGCAGAGAAACCAAAGUCCACAUUUGAAUCCAACCAAGUUUACCUUGAUGGAUGGUUAAAAGAUACCCGAGCAGAGAAACAAAAAUCUAUAUCUGAAUCCAACCAAGUUUACCUUGAUGGAUGGUUGAAAGAUAGUCGAGCAGAGAAAGAAAAAUCCACCUCUGAUUCCAACCAAGUUUACCUUGAUGGAUGGUUGAAAGAUACCCGAGCAGAGAAACCAAAGUCCACAUCUGAAUCCAACCAAGUUUACCUUGAUGGAUGGUUGAAAGAUACCCGAAUAGAGAAAGAAAAAUUCACCCCUGACUCCAACCAAAUUUACCUUGAUGGAUGGUUGAAAGAUACCCGAGCAGAGAAACCAAAAUCCAUAUCUAACUCCAACCAAGUUUACCUUGAUGGAUGGUUGAAAGAUAGCCGAGCUAAGAAAGAAAAAUCUACAGGUGACUCCAACCAAGUAUAUCUUGAUGGAUGGUUGAAAGAUAUUAGAGCUGAGAAAGCAAAGUCCGCCCAUAACGCGAACCAAGUUUACCUUGAUGGAUGGUUGAAAGAUACCCGAGCAGAGAAAGCAAAAUCCACCUCUGACUCCAAUCAAGUUUACCUUGAUGGAUGGUUAAAAGAUACUCGAGCAGAGAAAGAAAAACACACUUCUGAUUCCAACCAAGUUUACCUUGAUGGAUGGUUGAAAGAUACUAGAGCAGAGAUACCAAAAUCCACAUCUGACUCCAACCACGUUUACCUUGAUGGAUGGUUGAAAGAUACCCGAGCAGAGAACUAAAAAUCUAUCGCUGACUCCAACCAAGUUUAUCUGGAUGGAUGGUUGAAAGAUAUCAGAGUUGAGAAUGAAAAAUCUACCCCAGACUCCAAGCUAGUUUAUCUUGAUGGAUGGUUAAAAGAUACCAGGAUGUAGAUUAUAUCUUUGUUUAUUAAUGCCUAUGUCAUUCACGUUAUUUUAAAUGUUAUCCUAUGUUUUAAAUUUAUAUGUAUUGUAUGAUCUUAUUUCUAUGUACUAAGUAAGGUGUCAUUGUGUACUAAAUAAUUUAGUUUUUCUAUGAGCUA